This is a messenger RNA of Symbiodinium natans, 693 nucleotides long. The record is from the annotation of a GenBank genome assembly. NCBI's taxonomy places the organism in Eukaryota, Dinophyceae, Suessiales, Symbiodiniaceae.
AUGAAAGACAAAGAUGACAACAGGUUAGUUGCAGUGAAAAUCAUGCCGAACAGGUGGGUUGGCACUAGCCACACGAACUUCGUCAUCGACCACCCAUCGGAGACGGAGCUACCGUGGCAGGACCUUGGAUGUGUAAGAUUCUUGAACGACGUGGGAUUCCCUUACGCCUGCGAAUUGCUGGGUGUCUACCGGGACGUGGAGCACACAUAUGUUGUAACAACCUUUGCGACAGAAGGGGACCUGUUCUCCUGGUGCGAGGGUGGCGUAGCGCCAGGACACGAAAGGGAGAUAGUAGUUCAGCCCAUCGCUCGCCAGCUGAUGGAGGGCAUCCAACAGCUGCACGACUUUGGCAUCGUGCACCGCGAUCUCUCCUUGGAAAAUGUGCUGAUGACAAAGACAGAUAGUGAUGUACACAUCAUAAAGAUCAUCGACUUUAGCAUGGCCUCCACAGCGAGGUCCUUCAGGAACUGUAUAAGAGGGAAGGCAUCGUACCAGGCGCCGGAGCUUCACACGGACCAGGAGUACGAUGCAUACCUCACUGAUGCCUUUUCCGUAGGCGUAACGCUUUAUGCUGUGCUGUUGAAGGACUACCCCUGGUUGUCCACUCGACCUGGUGGCUGCAAGUGCUUCGAGUACGUCAAGAAGCAUGGUUUUCGCGCGUGCCCUCGCCGCAAUAUGCGUCUCGGGGUUUAG